This is a messenger RNA of Nyctereutes procyonoides (raccoon dog), 2837 nucleotides long. RefSeq names its product calcyphosine 2 (gene CAPS2). Gene Ontology annotation, molecular function: calcium ion binding. The record is from RefSeq and is a predicted model, not a curated record. The transcript is spliced from 17 exons. Lineage: Eukaryota; Metazoa; Chordata; Mammalia; Carnivora; Canidae. Bases 13 to 1809 code for a protein of 598 amino acids.
ACGUAAACUUAAAUGGAUUUAGAGGUUAAAGGGAUUGCUGCUUCUCCUACAAGUCAAGCUCAGCCGUUCUCUGGAAGAAAGAAGCUGCUGCAACAAGGACAAACUUCCAAAUCAUGGGCAAUCCAGAAUCCUCGCCUACCAGUGGUUCCACCACUUGAUUUGCAAAGCCUCAUUGACUCUGAUGAGGAGGAUGAUUUUUCACACAUCCCACUUAGUACCGCGCAUAUUCAUUUUAACCCACCAAAUUCAUCUUCUGCUCUUAGUUGCAUCACACCAUGUCAAAUAUCACAUACUCAGCUUAAUGAAAAUGAACCGGAGCAAGACAUAACACCUGAAAACUUGCCAGCACCAACAAGCAAAUAUAAACUAAAAUAUCAGCAAUAUGAAACUGAAAUGAAAGAGGGGUAUAAACAGUAUAGCCAGAGAAAUGCAGAAAAGACUAAAUCAAAGAUUAUGCAACAGUCUCCAAGAAACAAGAUAGAUGACAAGUGUGUGCAAGGUGAAGAAGCCAUCAUAGAUACUCUCACAACUUUGGAUAGGAAAGCCCUCUUGCAGCAGGGUUAUGCAGAAAUCCCUUAUAACGCACAAAGGAGCACGAGAAGAUCUGAUGCUGAAAUUGUGGCUGCAGAGAGGAAGAAACAGACUGUUGCAGAGCAAGUGAUGACAGACCACUUAUCUAGGGCUGUAAUCAGUGAUCCAGAACAAAACCUAACCACUGCGAGGGAAGACGGUGCUCGUGUCUUUCCAGAUUCCAGGAUAGCACCUCUUCGAUUUAGGAAAAGAACACUACAUGAAACUAAGAUAAGAACCCAUUCCACAUUAACUGAAAAUAUGCUUUCUCAUAAAGUACAGUUUGAUGGUAGGAUCAUAUCAAGAAAUGGACGUGAUGCUUGCAGAGAGCUGAUUGGAUUCUUUUUCAUUCAUGACCAGUCCCUAACAAUUUAUGAGUAUCGGCAAUUUGGGAAAAACAGGACAAAUGUGCUUCCUUUUAUUCAAAAAAACAUUUAUAGUCAUCAGUGUGGACGAAGAAAAGGGAAGCAGUACCAACUGAGUGAUUUUUAUGUCGGUGGAAACUUGACAUUUUUGAGUUCUGAUCAUCCCAGACUUCCAGAAAGCAUAAAGGAAAACAAAUUACUUAUACUUCGAAUCACUAAUAUUGAUCAGAUAGCUCUGUAUUCUCUCAAAACUGAUUCUGUGGAACAUGAAGAUGAUAUAACCAGUCAAGAAGCCAAUGAUAGGCUUGUCCUAGAGGCUGUUCAAGAUGUGCUAAAAGAACAGCUACUCAAAAGGGGUGUUCGUAUUUUGACCAGAUUGGGAAAAUACCUUAAACAAUUGGACAAGGAAGGAACUGGACUUUUGGACAAGGCAGCUGUCAAGCAAGCUCUGCAAGAGUUUCACUUGCAAGUGUCUGAAGACGCCCUGGAGUCUGCGUGGCAAGUUCUGGAGGGCAAUGCGGGUGGCAAGGCCGACUACGGAGAGUUCACACGUGCCGUCAUUGGGGAAAUGAAUGAGUACAGGAAAUCGUUUGUCCGGAAGGCCUUCAUGAAACUGGAUUUCAACAAAACUGGCUGUGUUCCUCUUACAGACAUAAGAAAAUGUUACUGUGCAAAGAAGCAUCCUCAAGUCAUUUCAGGCCAUUCCACAGAGGAAGAAAUCAAAUUAUCUUUCCUAGAAACAUUAAAAGGUGCCUGCAGCAAGUCUGAUGAAGUGUCCUAUGGUGAAUUUGAGGAUUACUAUGAAGGUCUAAGUAUAGGGAUAGUAAAUGAUGAAGAUUUUGUUAAUAUCGUACGUAUUCCGUGGGGGAUUUAGUUUUUUCAAAAUGAGUGUGUCUUCAGCACUAAGCAUUUUAUUUUAUUUUUUUUAAUUUUUUUAUUUAUUUAUGAUAGUCACACACACAGAGAGAGAGGCAGAGACACAGGCAGAGGGAGAAGUGGGCUCCAUGCACCGGGAGCCCGACGUGGGAUUUGAUCCCAGGUCUCCAGGAUCGCGCUCUGGGCAAAAGGCAGGCGCCAAACCGCUGCGCCACCCAGGGAUCCCAGCACUAAGCAUUUUAAAGGAGAGAUGAAUUGAAUGUAAAAUAAGGUCAAACCCUGGAAUAUAUUUUUCUAGGACUUCUUUUUUCGUUUGUUUUUUUUUUUUUUUUUCUCAAAAAGGUUGAGUCUGGAAAGAGAAAUCAGAGAGAUGAAGAAGGGGGAAUGUGUAUGUGCAGGUGCAUGUCUGAGUGCUUCCUGUCUAAGUUUGUAAAGCUCUAUCUUGAGGAUUUAUAAUUUAUCUUGAAUAUAUUUUAAAGGUCAUUUUUAAAAUUAGCCUUUGUAGGAAAGUUACAUCUGUAUUAAACUAUAUUAAAGCUCCUAUAAAGUAAGCAAGUCACUUGUCCAUUGUUUUCUUGCUACCCAUUCCCCCAAAAUAGGAUUGCCACCAUUCUCAAUUUAAUGAACUGGAAUUGGGCCCAAAACCUGUAAGACUUCCAAUAGUUCAGCUUGUUUCAAACACAUGAAAAUGUUAGAGGAAUUAAAGGACAUGCAAGAGCAAUUUUCCAUGCAGUGUAGAUGUUUUCUGUAAUAUAAAUAUUUAGGAUGAUGGAGGCUUACACCUAAAAUGCUACUUAGACACUGACUUGUCUUGUAGAUUCUCCUAAAUCAUGUGCUGUUGUUUGUCCAAUAGAGCACAAUGUAAUUUUUCAAGUGAUCAGCUCUGUUUGUUCUUUUAUUCUAUUUUUAACUGCAGUCCUUAUUACCUACACAGAAUUACUGUUUAGCUAGAAAUGAUAUGAAAUGUGAGGGGAAAUAUUUUCUUACAUUUUUAUUUUUAUUUUUAUUUUUUUCUUACAUUUUUAA